This is a messenger RNA of Bombyx mori (domestic silkworm), 3884 nucleotides long. RefSeq lists its product as uncharacterized. The coding region runs from base 1210 to 3429 and encodes 739 amino acids. The record is from RefSeq and is a predicted model, not a curated record. NCBI's taxonomy places the organism in Eukaryota, Metazoa, Arthropoda, Insecta, Lepidoptera, Bombycidae. The transcript has 8 exons.
GCGGUACUCGACUAAAAUACUCGCCUAGUCCGAACAAGGUUUAAGGGCUAGUUUUUAGUUGUCUAGUGUAGACAAAGUUAAUUAUUCUAUCAUUUUUCAAAUCGUACAUUCUAGUGUAUGUUAUUAGACAGUAUUUAUCUUAUCUUUCUUAUACCUUUAAACGAGCAAUUCUUGUAUAUAUAUAAUCUGAAUCUCAGACAGGGCUCCAACGAUUUUCAUAAAAUUUAGCAUACAGGGGAUUUCGGGGGCGAUAAAUCGGUCUAGCUACGAUUUAUUUUCAGAAAAUAUUGUUUUAUUCGUGUUUUCAGUAAUCAACUCUUCCCGACAUCUAUUAGCGAAUAGUAAUACUAUUUUUCUUAAUUGAGGGCAACUAACCGCUUUAAAGACAAACAAGAUGGCGUUAUCAAAAAAAAAUCAUCGGUCAUCAUCUAGUUUCAGUUUAAUUGAGACUUAGUGUUUGUCUACGCGUUUAUAACACACAUCCGCCCGGAUGAAUAUGGAUACGCAGUGGUGCUUCAAAACGUAAGACGAGGUAUUCAAGAUCACGUUCCAUGGGAUGGAAUCGCACACACGCCUGCUCCGCAUGUCCAGGCAUUACCGAUACUCACCUCCAAUCAGAAAAAGGAAAGGAACAGAAGUGUCUCUUCGUUACUGAUUAUAUUGAUCAUCCUAUAUAUACUGAUGCUACUCAAGUUGUUCACACUGAUUAUCUAUUCAGUCAACAGGACCAGGCGACCAAUGCGAUGCGUACGAUAAAACUGUAUUAUUAACAAGCGCAGAAAUUUUCCAAAUUGUUAGCAGAAUAAAUGAACGGAGGAAUUUCGUUGCUAUGGGACUAGCAAAUUUUUUGCCUCAAGCUGCUGACAUGAAGGAAAUUAUUUGGUCACAAGAAUUAGCUAAUUUUGCUCAACGUUGGGUUGAUCAAUGCGACCAAAAUAUUCAACCAGAUAAAGAAGAUAUCUGUCGUGACUUAGGCUAGUAUUAUUAAUGUUUAAGACCUUUCUGUUUCUUUUUUUUUUCUAAUUUUUUAAGUUUUUUAUUACUCUGUCGUAUUUCUCUUCGAAUAUGUUAUAGUCAUAUCACCACUUCAAUCUUAUAUUAAGUAUUUUAGGUGAGAUAUUUUUUAAAGACGACUUUUUGCGCUUCUUAUUUAUCUAACUUGAAAUCGAUUAUUGCGUUGCAAUAUAAUUGAAUCGAACAAAACAAUUGAUGAAAUAUAUAAUUAUACGCUUAAGACAACAAAAGAUUCCAACAAUUAUGUUCACAGUUAAUGCGAAAGUAGGACAAAACAUCGCCACAAUUUUGGGAACUACAACAGGCCUUAAUGUAAAAAGUUUCGUGGAUAUGUGGUUUAUGCCGAUACUGACGUAUAAGGGAAACGUCGCCUAUUACAAUGAAUCAGAGAAUCACAGCAUGAGCUAUUUCACACAAUUGAUCUGGGGCGAAAGUGACUCCGUAGGCUGCGGCAGAGCCAGAUUUUAUCUUCAAUCAAAGCAGAAAAUGGCUGUAAGACUUGUUUGUAAUUUUGCACCCAAAGGAAAUUUUCGUGGAAAACCAAUUUACACAAUAGGUUACCCUGCAACUCAAUGCAGGGGUAAUUCAGCACCCAACACAAAAUAUAUUGGACUUUGCACUAAGCAGUUUCUUAUACCAGCAAGAAAAUUUACGUCUCGGCCUUUCCCGCCGAGCAGUUUACUCAGGAUACUUAAUUUAUCAAAUAAUUCAACGAAGGAUGAAAUGGAUUCCAAUCGAAAUAAUUUGAAACAAUCGCUUUUUGAAGAAAAUGAUACAAAAGAUCAUAGAUAUCAGAAAUCCAGACAUAUUUAUUUUGAUAGAACAAGCGAUAGCCAUCGAAGACCAUCUCAUUAUGGAUUUCAAAAACACUCAGCGGUAACAAACAUUCACAAAAGUCGAAAGCACCUAAACAAAGAAACUUCACGUAUGCUCAAAGUAUAUUAUAAUCAAAGAUAUGAUGCCCUUCAGGACAAAAAGGAAAAAAAUCUAGAUCUCAGAAAAAGAUAUGACAGUAAGAGAACCUACAAGAAUUCGGCUUCUGAGACCAAAAUAGACCAAUGCACUCGUAAAAUCACACCAACUACAACAAUAACAACAACUCCAAACAAUAUUUCGAAAAAGUAUAGAGCAAACGCUUGCACGCGAAAGAGUAAUAUAAAUUGCAAAUCAACCACUCCCUUUCAAACAACUUCACAUGGACGGUGCUCUACUUUGAACGUCACCUCGAUAUUUACGGAACUAUGUCCUUGCAAUAAGAAAACAACAACUUGUAUAACAAUUCCUACGAUCUGCAACUGUUACACAAACUGCAAAUGCUUAGAGAAUAAGUCGCCUAAAUGGGAAUCGAUAAAAGAUUUUAGAAAAUUUAAAAUGGAUAAGAAAGAAAACCCUAAUAUCAAUUACCAGGAAAUGUUUCCUAAUAUAGAAGUAAAAAAUGGCGCUCCAAUAAUACCAAUAAAUCACUAUCCAAUAUUAUAUCCUUGGAUUGUAAAUACCAUGAAGCCUACAACCAAUAUUUGGACAGCAGCCAAAACUACACCAUCAAACUCAUACCUUUAUUCGAAUGAAAAAUACACUGGCGAAACACUAGAAACACGAAAAAAAAGACAGCAUGGAUUGAAUAGUCAAAUUACAUUAAAACCAUUUUGGCAAAUGGAUGAACUUCAUUACAAAAUGCCAACAGAGCUUAGAUCUCUUCGUUAUACAACAAUACCUAGUAGGAGAAGCAAAUUAACAACGCGGACAUCAAAAAUGCAAACCGAAAGUAUAACAAUAAGACCAAAACAACCUAAAAUAAAGAAUCAGAAAGACCAUGUGUCUGAAAGAUAUUUAUCAUUCGAAGAACUUAUGCAUUUGAGAAAGCUUAAUCCUGGAGAUAACAAACAAGAUUGGCGUCGGAAAGAAAGUCAAGGAAAUAUAUUGAGAGAAGAUACUACGACUCUCAGUACCGAUCCGACCACAGCGGAAACUUCAGAAAUAACAACCAAUACACCUUUUAUAAGAAAUAAAUACUGCACACGCAAACUUACUUGUACAUGGACAGCUUUUACUGGGAACGAAACUAGCAACAUUGGUGGCAUUAUCGAUCACGGCUCAAGGACUCCACCAGGAUACGUUGACGGUUGUACGCGGACGUCGACUUGCACACGAGAGUUCAUGGACCGUAAUAAAAUGGAUUCUGUAUCUCAUGAAGAUGCAGGGGCAACAACCAUUGAAGAUCAAGAUUACUGUGAAAAACGCUCUCUGAAUGUCAGAAGGAGAAAUUUAGAAGUUGUUACAACAGCCGAUUAUUAUAGUAAUGCAUAUCGAGAAACGUAUACUCACUCACCUUUAGACAGUAAUAAAUCAUAUCGUAUACUAUCUACAGAAAAAAUAAUUGAAAGUCUAAGUCCUGGUGAGGAUUGUAGCUGUUAAAAAGGAUAAUCAAGAUAAAAAACCAUCGAAAAUUGAGAUUUUUUUUCAAGUUAGGUCUUUUUCAAUACUCAUCAUGACUGUAAAUAUAUUAUAAAAUAAACUUUAUACUUUAGUGGAGAAUUUUUUUUCAAUGCCGUAUUAAAACAAAUCGAUACAGUCAGAAAGUUUGACGUUUUCGGUGUAAAUUGUUAAGAACAAUUAGGUCGUUCGUUUGUCAUUAAUUCCUUUAAAAAUUUGAGCUAUCAAGCAAGUCACUGUCCAUUUUUAUUUUUUUGUAACAGUUUUGUAGCUUAGAAUUUGGGUAAUGAGAUAUUUAUUGUAAAUUUUGACUCAAUGUAUUUUUAUAUAGAUAAACACAUUUACAAACUGGAAACGUAAAAAAGAUAGGUUACAUUUUGUACAAGUUUUUAAAUCAAUUUGUUACGUCAAUAAACUUUUUCAAGACUUUAUGUUCA